AUGCUAAACAGCGGCAUGGGCACCAAACCGAUAGUGAUCAUUGUGGCAUGCGUGUUACUUUGCAUUACCAACAGAGGUGUUCACGCAAGCAAGGCAGAUGCAUCGACAUCGUCGUGCAGAGCUUCGGAUCUCGUCGUCAGCACGGCCACCGAGGCGGGCUCUGGGGGGAAACCUCAGCACUUCGUGAGCGUGAUCAACACUUGCAAGUGCGCGCAGAAGAACAUCAAGCUGGCAUGCCCGGGCUUCAACCACUCCAUCGAUGUCUUCCCGGCCAGCGCCAUCAGGCGGGACCGCGACGGCGUGCACUGCACCCUCCUCGGCGGCCGCCCGGUGGGGCCUGCCCGGUCGGUUAGCUUCAUCUACGAGUCGAGCGCAACCUUCAGCUUCAAGCCCGUCUCCUCCACCAGCGUCUGUUAG
Messenger RNA from Triticum turgidum subsp. durum (durum wheat), 417 nucleotides. NCBI's taxonomy places the organism in Eukaryota, Viridiplantae, Streptophyta, Magnoliopsida, Poales, Poaceae. The record is from the annotation of a GenBank genome assembly.